Drosophila erecta is the source of this 1566-nucleotide messenger RNA. Its product is annotated as thioredoxin-related transmembrane protein 2 homolog. Gene Ontology annotation, cellular component: membrane-bounded organelle. Lineage: Eukaryota; Metazoa; Arthropoda; Insecta; Diptera; Drosophilidae. The coding region runs from base 154 to 969 and encodes 271 amino acids. Gene Ontology annotation, molecular function: disulfide oxidoreductase activity. The transcript has a single exon. The record is from RefSeq and is a predicted model, not a curated record.
CAACGCCCUCGCCAGACAACCAGGCUGCGCAUUUCAAGUCAUCGGCGAGGCUAAAAUUAACAAUUGGCUGUCAAAAGCAAGAAAAGAAAAACUCGGGAAAUUGUUAAUUAAAAUCGUGACCCACAUCAGCGCAUUCAGCCCCCGGUCGCAGCGAUGACGUGGAAGAAGCAACUGGCGCUGCUGGCCAAGCCAUACUACUGGGUGAACAUCCUGCUGGCCAUAUCGUACCUUUUGGCCAAGAAGACGCAGUUCAUCUGCACCCGCCUAUUUAUUCUCGCCGGAGAGGAUGAAGCGUGCGACCUGGACAGUCGUGAGGUGGAAAUCUUGUUCUUCCUGCUGAUCGUGGUGAUGAUACGGUCACGCAAAACGGGCAGUGUCACCAUGAUCAACUACUUGGCCUCGUCGUUCCUCUACACCAAAGUGGCCAAUGCCAUUUUGUGGGCCUAUGCGGACUUCCGCUACGGCCUGGGCUUUCUGCUGCUUUGCGUCCUGGUGGGCAUGGUCCUGCCGGAGCCCUCGUACCGCGGACCGGAGCACAUCACCUACUUCCGCAACGCACAGGUUUUCGAAGAGGAGUUGGCCAGAGACAAGCGGACCACCUGGCUUAUCUGCUUCUACACUGUGUGGAAUCCAAGCUGUGUGAACUUUGCCCCCGUUUUUGCCGAACUCUCCGCGGAGUACAACACGGACCACCUGAAGUUCGGCAAGGUUGACAUUGGACGCUUUCCGGACGUGGCCCAAAAGUAUCGCAUCUCGGACAGCAGCUUCUCCCGACAGCUGCCCACUGUGAUCCUGUUCCAACAGGGCAAGGAGACGGACCGCAGGCCCUGCGUCGACUCCAAGGGCAAACUGCAGAAGUUCUUCUUCUCCAGCGACAAUGUGCGCGCCGCCUUUGGCCUCAACCAGCUGUACAAGGAGGCCGUGGAGCGACUGCCCAUCGCGCCCAAGGAGGCCAAGAAGCUGCAGUAGGCUGUCCUGGCCCCCACUGCUGCCAUCUCAUUUCUGCGUGCACGUGCUAAUAACUGUUAUUCGUUUAGUUCAUAGUUUAUUUUAACUUAUUGAGGAGCUGCCACCGCCGAAGACACGUUCAAUUGCACUAAUAAUUGCAUUCUAAACUCAAACGUGCUUUCGUCGCGAUGCCAUUGUAGAAAAUAUUUGUAUGAUCUUGCAUUUGCAUAAAUUGUAGCUAAUCACCAGGUACCAAAUAUAUUUUAAAAUGUGAAAUGAGUCAACGAAGUUACAAGUUCCUCUUUCAUUCCCUGCCGAGUCUACUAUUUCAUUCAAUUAGCACCGCUUAAACGAUCAUUUCCGGUUCUCAUUUAAGAACAAGUUUACUUCAAGAUGUACUGGGCAAGCGUAAAUUGAAGAGUUUAUUGCUGUGCGCAAAUAUGAAGGUGUAGCUAGUAAAAUAAUACCUCGUUGUGGAAAACUAGGGAGUGAAUAAAGCUUUAGAAAGGCAUCCAUCCAUAUUGAUAGUCGGUACAUGUGUACAUAUAUAAAGUGUUUGUGGCAACCCACAAUUUUAUGACAUAUUUAUGUGUUUUAUAUGUUAUGACUUGCCGCUUA